This is a messenger RNA of Linum trigynum, 4915 nucleotides long. The record is from the annotation of a GenBank genome assembly. NCBI's taxonomy places the organism in Eukaryota, Viridiplantae, Streptophyta, Magnoliopsida, Malpighiales, Linaceae.
UAAGUAGGUUUGUUGUAUCUUUUUAAAUUCAAAACAUAUAAUAGCAGGGAGGAAAAAACUCUUCCUCCAUUUCAAAUUCCCUGCUCCAUGAGCGUUUGUAGGAAGGGUAGAAUAGGGAGUGUCACUUUUUUCUCUUUCCUCUGUGGAACGGGCCAACUUACCGUACACAUGCGGAUUUAAUGUAAAACAAAUGAACAUCAUUGGUUUGCCAUUCUAAAACAAGUUAUUUUCUCUGGCAUAAUAUAUAUUUUGCUAUUAUUUUAUAUCUUAGUGGCUAAAAUAUAAUGUAUUUUAAAGUUAUUCAAUGGUUCAACCUUGACCAACCCAAUUAGUCCAAUUUUUAUCAUUUCAAAUAUAUAUUAUAUAAUUAUUUGAUAUCAUAAUGAUCAAAUUAUAGUGUAUUUUAUAGGGAAUCGUUUGAUAUUUGUUAGUAAAAAAACUAAACAGAAAGAUCUAUUUGGUUAUUUUAAACAUUAAAACGAUCCUAAACAUUUUCAGUUCCUUUUGAAUUUCUAUGGUUUUAUUCCCGAAUAAGCGAUGUGCAAAUGGCGAAUUGCAGUCAUCUCUUUUCUUUCACUAUUUUUUAUUUUCAAAUAGAAAGUUUAAAAUUAAAGAAUAAUUAGGAUUUGACAUGGGUCGGUCAAACAUGCUGAAUUUCAAGUUUUGGCUCGUUUAUUUUAUGCAUUGCAAAUUUAUUAGCAUGUUGAUGGAAAUUGCUUGGAAAAAAGACAUAUAAGUUGUACCUUUGCAUAAAUGUCCUCAAAUGUUUGAAUGCUUUGCGAAUCAGGUUCCUUGACUUUUGUGAUGGUGUAUGUGCUUAAUGAUUGCUCGAUGUUGUAACUACUUAAUUUGAGAGUAAAUCUUUUGAUUUUCCCUAUGAGUUGUGAUACCAGUUCUGGUGGUUGCAGCAUGUUGUCGUUGUUGGCCUGUAAAAGUUGUUCCGUCGUGAUGCUAAAUACCUUUCUUUCUUUUUUAACAAAUUGUGUAGUAGUGCUAUGAAACAGACCACCCAUGAACGCUGCGCUUAUUAUGGUAUGUUCUUUCCGGUGGUGAGAAAUUGUGAAUUGAGAAUCAUAUUCGCCUACCGCACUGUGUCUGGCUGGUGGCUGCUUACUGUGCUCUCUAGAGUUAUGAAACAGACUACCCAUGAAUGUUACCCUUAAGAGUCCAUAACUUUGCGAAAACCUAAAUUUAGGCAAUCAAAGGUGGUGGAUGUGUGAUGAUUUUUUAUGGCUUAAUUGUUUGUGAAUUGGAUAUCUGAUCUUUGUAUGAUUAGAGGGGAUGUUUGCUUAAUAGAACAAUCCAUUUUAAUUCAUGUUUAUUUUUAACAUGAACUUUAGUAACUCAAAACCUUCGAGACACAUAUCACCUACUGCAUUGUAUCAUUUUGCCUGUGUGCUUGCUGUGUUGUCAAACUUCUUUGCUGCUGCUGCAUUUACACUAACAGGGGAGUUAAGAACCCAUGAAUGUUUCCGUUUGACACAAACAGGAGGACUUGCUUCUAAAUCGUGCACUAAAGAUGAUUGGAGGAAACAUCUCUGUUGCAGUUGAUAUACUGGAGACCAGAACAAAAGCAACGUAUAACAUCAAAACCAACCAUCUGAACUAUUAGCAAUGUUGCUUUACUCUUUUUUCGUGGUUGAGUCUCCUUCAAAAAAAUUAGUUUGAUUUUAGAAAAUUUUGCUUCUGCAGUCCUGUCUUGCCACCAACGCGUUCAGUAGAUGGAGAUGGCAGAGGCGAAGGCUAUUUUUGUGUUGUUGUUGCUGGUUUAGGGAUCGGUUUGUGAAGAAGAGGGAGAAGAGAGGGGGAAAGGGAAAUGCAGAAGAGGGGGAUAACUCUUUUCUCCGACAAAAUGGAGUGAAGAAAGGAAUUAUGAUCAGUAAGGAUAUGGUUAUCUUACAUAACAGUCUCUAUUCUGUUUGAAUUGAGCUUGGGAGGCAGUGAUAAGGACGAGCUGCAACCAAUUCAUAGUGAGAAGAGAGCUAUGAACUGUUAUCAUGUCUUAUUUCAAGUUAGAAGGUAGUUUCAGUAUAAGGAUUAUUUAAUUUGACAAGUUGUUUCGUCCAUGAUUCUUGGUAGUUUCAGUGCCAUUCUAGCAAUUGUUUAGUCUGUAAUUUUUUAGAAUUGAUGUGCGAGUAAUGACUUUCACUUAGCUUCAACUAUUAUGUGUGUAUUUAUUGGCAUGUGAUAGAAUUCUCUUUUCCUUUUCUUUGAAUUCAGUUUCAUACUCUAAUUGUAUCAUUUGUACAUAGACAAAUCAUGCUCGAGAUGACAACUAGCUUAUAUGGCUGGUGCAAGGAAUGAAGCCAUCAUUAGAAUUUAGACCGACAACGGGGAGGGAUGCCCAUGACUAAUUCAAUGAUGAUUGAUGAUGGUAUAAUAAAAACUGCAGUAUGCAUCAGCACCAAUUUCUAGGCCUAAGUAAAGUUAUUCAACCCAGAACUCUGCUCAGCGCUAAAAAUUGCCCUCACCCAACCUUGAUCCUGUUUGACCCACUUCUGAAGAGUCAAGAUAUAUGACUAAUCCUCUCCGUUCGUAUUUUCUUAUUGACUCUUUCUGACCCUUUAGGUUGGGGCGGGUCGGGAAGAAUCGGAUUAGUGGGUCGAUCCUAAUCAAGUGGAAUCCCAAUCCCUUAACUCUCACUUGCUUUCUCUCUCAUUCCACAAGUGGGUAACAUACAGUAAUCCGGCCAACAGACCGGGUAAUAAGCUAGUUUUAUUUUUAUUUCUUAAUAAAUAUUCAUUUCAUUUCCGUUUUAUUCCUUUUCUUUUCACUAUCCUUCCUCCCACUCGCGCGCGUGCACCCAAAAAAGGCCAAAAACCCUCACCAAACCUCCCCCAGCCACAACUGUACAAACUACAAAUUAUAAAAUCCCCAAUUAGAUCUCCACUCCCAACUCCCCCAAAUCUCUCCACUCCCAUUUCCCGGCCGCCGCAAAUCGCCGGAUCCACCACCUUCUCUCCCGAAAUGGCCGCCUCCACCUCCACCCUCAACGUCCCAUCCCUCAACCCCAAGCUCUCCUCCUCGCUCUCCAUCUCAUCCACCGCGCAAUUCUCCAUUUCAUCCCUCAGCCUCCGCGCCGCCCACGGCCGCGGGAGCCGCCGCUUCGUCGUCCUCGCCACCGGGGGGCUCGACGCCAAGCCCACCGUCCUGGUCGCCGAGAAGCUAGGGGCGGCCGGGCUCGAUCUCCUCAAGGAGUUCGCCAACGUGGAUUGCUCCUACAACCUGUCCCCUGAAGAGCUCAACACCAAGAUCUCGCUCUGCGACGCCCUGAUCGUGCGCAGCGGGACGAAGGUGAGCAGGGAGGUGUUCGAGUCAUCCGGAGGCAGGUUGAAGGUCGUCGGGAGGGCUGGCGUUGGGAUCGACAAUGUGGAUCUGGCUGCCGCGACGGAGCAUGGGUGUUUGGUGGUGAAUGCGCCCACGGCCAACACUGUAGCGGCGGCGGAGCAUGGGAUUGCGCUCUUGGCUGCUAUGGCCAGGAAUGUUGCUCAGGCGGAUGCCUCUGUUAAAGCAGGGAAGUGGCUAAGGAACAAAUAUGUGGGUGUCUCACUUGUUGGAAAAACACUUGCUGUCAUGGGUUUUGGAAAAGUAGGAACAGAAGUGGCUAGGCGUGCCAAGGGACUCGGAAUGCAUGUUAUUGCACACGACCCCUAUGCUCCUGCAGACCGUGCUCGUGCUAUUGGCGUGGAGCUGGUGACCUUUGAUGAAGCCAUAGCAACUGCAGAUUUCAUUUCUCUGCACAUGCCUCUUACUCCUACAACAUCAAAGAUGCUCAAUGAUGAAACGUUUGGAAAGAUGAAGAAGGGCGUUAGAAUUGUCAAUGUGGCCCGUGGAGGUGUGAUUGAUGAAGAAGCUCUGGUGAGGGCAUUGGACUCUGGAAUUGUUGCUCAGGCUGCACUUGAUGUCUUCACAAAGGAACCCCCAUCACCCGAAAGCAAAUUGGUGCAGCAUGAGAAUGUGAUCGUGACGCCUCAUCUUGGUGCUAGUACUGUUGAAGCUCAGGAAGGAGUGGCUAUUGAAAUUGCUGAAGCUGUUGUUGGAGCCUUGAAGGGUGAGCUUGCUUCUACUGCAGUCAAUGCACCCAUGGUGCCUGCCGAGGUGCUAUCAGAGCUUAAACCAUAUGUCAUACUCGCUGAGAAACUCGGUCGUUUGGCUGUCCAACUAGUAACUGGAGGAAGUGGUGUCAAAUCCGUUAAAGUGACGUAUGCUUCUGCUAGAGCCCCCGAUGACCUUGACACGAGGGUGCUGCGUGCCAUGAUCACCAAGGGCAUAAUUGAGCCCAUAUCCAGUGUCUUCGUGAACUUGGUCAAUGCAGACUUCACUGCCAAACAAAGAGGCGUGAGGAUCACUGAGGAGCGCAUCCUUCUAGAUGGAUCUCCCGAGGCACCACUGGACUCCAUCCAGGUCCAAAUCGCCAAUGUGGAAUCCAAGUUUGCCAGUGCUAUUUCUGAUACCGGAGAGAUCAGGGUCGAAGGACGUGUGAAGGAUGGGGUUCCACAUCUGACGAGGGUGGGGUCGUUCGAGGUCGAUGUCAGCUUGGAAGGCAGCAUUAUACUUUGCCGACAGGUGGACCAGCCCGGGAUGAUCGGGAAAGUGGGGAGCAUACUGGGGCAGGAGAAUGUGAAUGUCAGUUUCAUGAGCGUCGGUAGGAUCGCUCCCAGAAAGCAAGCUGUGAUGGCAAUUGGUGUGGAUGACCAGCCAAGCAAGGAGAGUCUGCAGAGGAUUGGUGAAAUCCCGGCUGUUGAGGAAAUCGUUUUCCUCAAGUUAUGAUAACUUUUCAGGCUGUUGUGAAAUUUGUGACAGUUUUGUUCCUGUGCUAUUGCUAGUAGUCCGUUGGAUUUGGGUCUCAGAGUAUGAUUGAUUGCAUGCAUUUGGUUUUUGGCUUGUUCUGUAGUCUGGUAUCUUAGGUUUAGAG